Molecule: messenger RNA, 3209 nt
Organism: Phaedon cochleariae (mustard beetle)
Lineage: Eukaryota; Metazoa; Arthropoda; Insecta; Coleoptera; Chrysomelidae
Source: the annotation of a GenBank genome assembly
AUGUUUAGUUUUUACCGCGUUUACCAAACUACAAAAGUCGAAUCUUCUUCAAAAUGAAUAAAAGAAAAGAUAUCUCCUAUCAGCAUGCAGCCAAACGAAUGAAGACCGAAAAUUUCGUUCGCUCCCAACUGCCUUCUUUGGACCCAGCAAAGGACACUUUGAUAUUCCAAGAACUGGAACUGGAUCACUAUAUUGGCAGUGUUCAUCCUGGAAUGCCUGGCCCUCAAAAUGGUAUGGUACCAAUUAUCAGAAUGUUUGGUGUGACCAAAUCUGGUAAUAGUGUUUGUUGCCAUGUCCAUGGCUUUUCUCCUUACUUUUAUGUGAAUUUACCAGAUGUAUUCACUGCUGAUGAUCUAGUUCCAUUCAAGAAUAAACUCAAUGAUGCUGUGCUGGCAGAUCAGAGAAGUUCAAAUAAAAAUGAUGUGUAUGAAGCAGUUUUGAUGGUAGAAAUAGUAAAAGGCAAAUCUUUGGUAGAAUACACUGGAAGUGAAGAUGACAAUUUUGCCAAAAUAACACUAACCCUCCCAAAAUUUGUACCUGCUGCUAAAAGACUUCUCACUACAACCAUAGUUUAUCAAAAGUUGGCUUCUCAUACUUUUUUCGUUUUUGAAUCCAAUGUUGACAUAGAAACAAGGUUCACAGUAGACACUCAUAUCUUGGGAUGCUGUUGGAUUGAACUGCCUCCUGGAAAGUGGUUUAGGAGGUCUCAAAAUUCUGAUUUCAGAGUUACCAGUAGGUGCCAGUUGGAAGUUGAUGUUUCAUGGGUAGAUUUUGUGGUACAUGCACCAGAAGGGGAAUGGGCCCCAGUGGCUCAGUUCAGAAUUCUUAGCUUUGAUAUCGAAUGUGCUGGUAGAAAAGGUAUAUUUCCUGAGCCAAAUGUUGAUCCAAUCAUCCAAAUUGCAAAUGUUGUAAAACUACAUGGUGAAAAAGACGUACUUUUCCGUAACAUUUUCACUCUGAAUUCAUGUGCUCCUAUUGGACAUGCUGAGGUGUACAGUUUUGCCACAGAGGGAGAGAUGUUGGAAGAGUGGUCUAACUUUGUAAGGGCACUUGAUCCAGAUAUUUUCACAGGUUACAACAUCAACAAUUUUGAUUUCCCGUACUUGAUAGACAGAGCUAAGCAUUUGAAAUUGAAACAGUUCCCUUACUUGGGCAGACUUCGAGAAGUGGUUUCUGUGGUGAAAGAAACGGUGACUCAAACUAAAAUCGGUCGAAGAUCAUUCAAGUACGUUAAUUUUGAAGGCAGAGUUCCUUAUGACAUGCUUGUGGUGAUGAAACGUGAUUUCAAGUUGAGGUCUUACACUUUGAAUAGCGUUUGCCAGGAAAUUUUGGGUGAACAGAAAGAAGAUGUGCAUUACAGUAUUAUUACUGAUUUGCAAAAUGGUGAUGAACAGACUAGAAGAAGAUUGGCUGUUUAUUGUCUGAAAGAUGCAGAAUUGCCAUUGAGGCUGUUGAAUACAGUUCUCAGUUUUACCAAUGAUAUUGAAAUGGCUAGAGUCACAGGUGUUCCAAUUACUAGUUUAUUGACCAAGGGUGAACAGGUCAAAGUAGUAGCACAACUACUGAGACAUGCAAAGAAAGCUGGAUAUUUCAUGCCAGCUCAUCAUGGGGCACCAGGUAAUGAUCAAUAUGAAGGGGCAACUGUGAUUGAACCGAUCAGAGGUUAUUAUACUGAACCGAUAGCCACUUUGGAUUUCAGUUCCCUGUAUCCAAGUAUCAUGAUUGCACAUAAUUUGUGCUAUACGACACUGUUGAAGGGUCCAGAGAAAGAAAAAUUAGGGUUGACUGACGAUCAAGUGACCGUCACCCCGGCCAACUGCAUGUUCGUGAAGUCCUCGGUGCGCCCCGGCCUGCUGCCCCACAUCCUGCAACACCUGUUGGCGGCCAGGAAGAAGACAAAAGCCCUGCUGAAGGACGAAACCGACCCCGUGGUGCGGACGGUGUUGAACGGCAGACAGCUGGCCUACAAGAUAUCGGCCAAUUCCGUGUACGGGUUCACCGGGGCGCAAGUGGGGAAGUUGCCCUGUUUGGAGAUUUCCGGGAGUGUGACGGCUUAUGGUAGAACUAUGAUAGAACAGUCCAAGCAAGAAGUCGAACAACACUACCGAAUUGAAAACGGUUAUGAAGCAGACGCUAAAGUAAUAUACGGUGACACGGACUCCAUAAUGGUGAACUUCAAGAACGAUUCUUUAGCGAAGUGCAUGGACUUAGGUCGGGAAGCUGCUACCCUUGUCAGCGAAAAAUUCAUCAGUCCGAUCAAACUGGAAUUCGAAAAGGUUUACUAUCCCUACUUAUUGAUCAACAAAAAAAGAUACGCAGGGCUGUAUUGGACUAACACGGAGAAGUACGACAAAAUGGACUGUAAGGGUAUCGAAACGGUACGACGUGACAAUUGUACCCUUGUAGUUGAUGUUAUCAAUACUUGUCUUCAAAAAUUACUGAUAGGAAAAGACCCAAAUGGCGCGGUGGAGUAUUCCAAAAGAGUCAUUUCGGAUUUGCUACAAAACAACGUGGACAUUUCACAACUGGUGAUAACCAAGGAACUGACCAAGUCCGACUAUACCGCGAAGCAAGCUCACGUGGAACUGGCUAAAAAAAUUACGAAGAGAGAUCCAGGAAACGCGCCCAAACUCGGAGAUCGUAUACCGUACGUUAUCGUUGCUGGUACCAAGAAUGCGAAAGCUUUUGAGAAGGCGGAGGAUCCUAUUUACGUUUUGGAAAACAACAUUCCUAUCGAUUCGAAAUAUUACCUAGAAAAUCAGCUGUCAAAACCUUUGCUGAGGAUUCUGCAGCCUAUACUAGGAGACAAUGCCGAAUCGGUACUGCUACGUGGCGAACACACUCGCACGAAGACCGUGGUGACGUCGAAGGUGGGCGCGCUGGCCGCCUUCACGCAGAAAAAGGAGGUGUGCAUCGGGUGCAAAGCGGUGCUGCCCAAGGGCUACGAGGGGGAGGCGGUGUGCGCCUAUUGCAAGCCCAAAGAGUCGGCCCUCUACCAGCAGGAGUUGUGCCAUCGGCAGAUGCUCGAAGACAGGUUUGCUUCUUUGUAUACAGAGUGUCAGAGGUGUCAGGGUUCACUGUUUGAGGAGAUUCUGUGCACGAGUAGGGACUGUCCUAUUUUUUAUAUAAGGAAGAAGGUACAGAUGGAAUUGGAGUCGUCCAAGUCGAAAGUUGCAAGGUUUGGUGAUCCCAUCGCUGAAUUAUAUUGA